This is a messenger RNA of Thrips palmi, 1333 nucleotides long. RefSeq names its product insulin-like growth factor-binding protein-related protein 1. Gene Ontology annotation, cellular component: extracellular region. The transcript has 4 exons. Bases 1 to 690 code for a protein of 229 amino acids. Gene Ontology annotation, biological process: regulation of signal transduction; regulation of cell growth. The record is from RefSeq and is a predicted model, not a curated record. NCBI's taxonomy places the organism in Eukaryota, Metazoa, Arthropoda, Insecta, Thysanoptera, Thripidae. Gene Ontology annotation, molecular function: insulin-like growth factor binding.
AUGGAGUGCGCCGCGGGCGUGGGGCUCGCGCCGGACCCGUGCGGCUGCUGCGCGGACGGCGUCUGCGGGCUGCCGGAGGGCAGUCGCUGCUACAACGCCUCCAGCGACGCCGUCGACGACCUGGCCCUCCGGGCCCUGGGCGUGUGCGGCGACAACAUGGACUGCAUCAAGCGCACCGACCUCCGCGAAGAGGACAAGCCCGAGGCGCUGUGCGUGUGCCGCGACCCCGGCCAGGUCUGCGGCUCCGACAACACGACCUACGCCUCCACGUGCCUCAUGAAGUCGGCGCGGCCGGCCAGCGCGGACGAGGCGCCCGUCAAGGUGUGGCUCAAGCACCGAGGCCCCUGCCGGUCAGCGCCGUGGAUCGUGACGGCGCCGACGUCAGUGAGCUACGUCGCCGGCUCCCCCGUGUCCCUGGAGUGCGAGGUGAAAGGCUAUCCGGGCCCCACGGCCUCCUGGGAGCGCAUCAAGGACGGCAUCGCCACCCCGCUACCCGGCGACGACGCCUCCCUCGUGGUGAUGCUGCGCGGCGGCCCCGAGCCCUUCAUGGCCACGACCUGGCUGCAGAUCAUGACGCUGCGCGAGGCCGACGUCGGCACCUACAUCUGCGUGGCCACCAACAGCGAGGGCGUCGCCAGGGUCGGCACCAACGUCGCCAUCGCCGCCGAGGAGGACGUCGUGCGCCCCUAGGCCGCCGACACCUGACUUUGAUGCCAGAGCUUCGUGUUGAUAACAAACGUACAAAUAGCAUUUAGGUUUCGGCGUCCGCCCGCGACGUGCUUCACUAGUUAGGCCCUUGACGCGUCGUCCUCGGCGUGAACAUCACUCUCGAGGAGAAGUGGAAUCGUCACGGAGAGGUGGCCGAUGCACCGUGAGCGAGCGGCAGGUGACGGAUUUCCAUCACGGGUUUGAGCGCAUGAGGUCACACGCGACUUGAAAAAGCAUACGAUGAGCUAUUCGUGACGAUUCUGUUUUCCUUGAGAUGCUGACUGGAAAAGAGGAGAGUUGAUCUUGCGGGGGUCUGUUGACCUGCUGCGGGAGGGAAGCCCUAGGGAAGCCCCAGACCGGCUCCUGUCUCUUAGCACGACGCGGACUUAUGCACGCCGUUUGGCCGAAUUGAUGACUUAUUUAUUUUACUUUUCUGUGAUAGAGAGCAACGUCUGCUUUGGGUAUGUAAACGUGGACAUAAUUGUAGAAAACUUUAUUUUUUAAUGUAGAACUAACAGUUAUUGCUCUUGAUAGUAUACUCUCACACUAAACAUGAUUUAUUUACCUUAAGCCUCCUGUGUAAAAUUAAUGUACAUGCUAAUGUUGUAAUAAAAACGUAACUCUA